CAAACGUCACAUCCGCAAGUAAGUUCAACUGGGCUGAUCGCGGGACAGAAGCCUGUAGUUCCUACUAAGACUUUGAAUAGUACUACGGUACUGACAAAGCAGUGCUGAAUCCUUCCUACUAGAAGGAUUCGUGCUAUCUCUCUUUUUUUGACCAUUCAUUUAGCGGGCGAGAACCACAGGUUGUCAUUUUAUUGCACCGGCGCUAUUGGAGCUGCCAUCUCCUGGCACGUCUGUCAGAAGCCUGGUGCAUUUAAUCUUGGAUCGACUGAUAUUUAGAAAUGGUCUCUCAUCUGUCAUCCAACUUGUCCAAACCCACCGAUGAGGCAAUUCAAAGCGUCGGUGAAGACGGCCAACUGACAAUUCGAAUCCCAAAUCCCAGAGUAUAUAUGGCUCGUCAAUCUCAAUGGAAGGGGCGCAGGGGGAAGCCACGUUGUGACCACUGUCGCGUCAACAACUUGAAGUGUGAUAGGGUUCUCCCUACAUGCAAUAAUUGCUCUUGGGCCAAUGGCAGGCAGUGCAUAUACACUCCUCUGCCUACUCCCGCCCAUCGUGGCAUCCCUCGCUGUGAUAGGUGUCGCUUUGCGAACUUAAAGUGUGAUCGUAAUCUGCCUGUUUGCAGUCAUUGUGCCGAGGGAGGAAUUUCUGAAUGUAAUUACACUCCUAAGAAGCGACACAAAGUCCCAUUGGAUCACGGAACAAUGGGAGAGAAGCAUACAGGUCCUUAUGGACCCAAGACAGCAUCUUUCCUCGUUUCAGAGGCUCCUUCCAAUGACGACGUAUCUCCCCAUGGAGAUUCUGGUGACGGUCAUAACUUUUAUGGACAAAACGUGGCGUCAUCCUCUACAUCUCAUGCCUCAUCUUCGCAGUCCCCGCAGAACCGGAUGGAAGACAGUGAAUCUGCACACUCAAGCCGUCUGACACCAGAAAGCAGAGAUCGGCGAUGGGCUCUGCAUCCCCCGCUUUCAAGUCUUGCCCCACGUCAAGCUCAAAGCGCCAACCAAGUUUCCUUUAUAACGCAUUCCUUCCCGUCAGAGGGGGGACUUAUUGUGGCGACAUCUCUGGUUCAAUCAUGGAAGCACCCCUUGUUUGCACCCCUUCCAGACGCCGUUGUUCACCGAAUCAGCAGCGUUAACGUCGUUGAAAUGCCUGAUCGCACACUCUUUGAAGAAGCAUUGGGGCAAUUUUUGACCGACCUCCCAGUCGCCUUACGAGAGACUACUGCCUUUGGUCCAGAAAUGUAUGCUGCUGUUUGUCGUUCUCUGUCAGGAGAUAGUGCACAAAAUAUCUCUGAUCGCCUACGCAUGUGGCUCACUUACCACCAUGUCCGGUUGGGAUCGGAAAAACAUUAUCUGCUGCUGAUUCCGCGAGACGCAUUUUUUCACCUUCUAGCCCCGGAGGAAGAGAUUCUUCGGCGAGAUUACGUAGCCUAUGUCGAUAACCACUCUGAGGCUUACGGAACCACCUCUGGAUCACGAUCUGAGAACGCCGACCACGAUGUCGGAGGGUUCGAGUGGACGAAAGCUUUCGAGAGGAUACCCGUGCUUAACCAGAUAUAUGAUAUUCUGGUUUACGCCCACCGUGCCCACGGAUCCUCAUCUUCUGUGUUAUUUGAGGCGCGGAGAAUUGGAAUGGCAGGCAUAACCUGGCCAAUGGUGGAAAUGUUCAUUAACCUUUGUCCGCUAUGCAAUUUACGCAACGAAUCUAAUGGUGCCCCAGGCGACGAGAGGGUGGUUAAAUGAACGAGCGCGCAGAUCCAUAAGCAGGCAUAUAGGGAGGUUUCAAGUGAUCACGUCUGCAGGCUUUGUUGUGUAAAUACAAAUUUCUUUGGCAUUGAACAUUUACGUAUCGGCGAUAAAU
Molecule: messenger RNA, 1857 nt
Organism: Pisolithus orientalis
Lineage: Eukaryota; Fungi; Basidiomycota; Agaricomycetes; Boletales; Pisolithaceae
Exons: 5
Coding region: 279-1739 (486 amino acids)
Biological process (GO): regulation of DNA-templated transcription
Cellular component (GO): nucleus
Molecular function (GO): DNA-binding transcription factor activity, RNA polymerase II-specific; zinc ion binding
Source: RefSeq, a predicted model, not a curated record